Messenger RNA from Mollisia scopiformis, 1159 nucleotides. RefSeq lists its product as uncharacterized. Lineage: Eukaryota; Fungi; Ascomycota; Leotiomycetes; Helotiales; Mollisiaceae. The coding region runs from base 118 to 873 and encodes 251 amino acids. The transcript is spliced from 2 exons. The record is from RefSeq and is a predicted model, not a curated record.
AGGAUUGCCUCGUCAGCUCCCGUUCUCGUCCUUAUCUGAUCCGCAUGUGAGGCAGACUAACCUUUCUUUUCGUGAUUGUUGUUGUCCUCUUUCUUUGACGUUUCUCGUGUAUUCACGAUGCGAAUAUCGCCAGGCUCGGGUUUGGUCCUCUGUGUUUUUCAGUCAUGGUGUUUGGUGGAGGGAUUGAAGUUCACGGUCGAUAACUGGACGGGGAUCGUGAGCGGAACUCCGUUCCAGGUAACUUGGACGGGCGCUUCGACUGGCGCUUCAUUGACAUUGUCUCUGGACAAUGGGACACUGGCGGAUCCGAGUCUUGUUGGCAAUAUCUCGAGUGGAAUUUCCUCCAACGCGUACACAUGGACGCCGGGAAACAAAGCAAUUCCUGGACAGCCUUUCUUCUUGAAGAUUGAGGAGGAAAAAUCAGGAACUAGCGCGCUCGGAUCUACGUUUACGGUUGCAGCUACUGCGUCCUCGUCCUCCUCAUCAUCGUCCGCUACGGCAACAAAGUCCUCUAAGACUACGUCAACUGCAAAUACGAGCCCCACUCAGACGCCAUCAGCAACAUCUAAUCCUGGAUCGAGCGGGUUAUCAACAGGAGCGAAGGCAGGAAUAGGAGUAGGCGCAGCACUCGGCGGUCUCGCUAUACUUUUGCUUAUCGCAUUCUUCAUUUUGAAGAGAAGGAAGAAGGCUAAGGCAAGAACUGAGCCUUACGAAUUGAUGGAGAAUAACAUGUCUGGAAGAACACAGGAGGAUAAGAAGAAUUAUGUUGGGGCUCAACCAGUUCCGCCUGCUGAGAUGCCGGCCACAGUGCCACAAAAUUGGAGGCCAGAGAUGGAAGGAAGUCCUGCGACAAGACCUGAGCUGGCAGGGUAAGAAAGGGGGUAAUGAAUGCAUUUUGUCGAACACCGUCACAUGAUCCUGAGAAUCCCAGCACUUCCAGGUGGUUUCUCUUGAUAUACCGAGCAAAUCUCUAUUCAGCCUCAAUCCCCAGAAGUCUUCUGGAACACGGCCUUCAUUUCCCCACAGCUCUGUAUCGGCAUUCAUUGCCGAGCCUUACCAGGGGAAAACGCCAUGUGGCUUGUCUUCCCUUUCCCCAUAUUUUAGUCCUGGGACUCGCGUCCUUCUCCUCAUCCGUACGAACAGAAUCUUCACGGCAAUA